CCUUCUUAACAUGGUUUCCGGAAGCGUACGGUUAUUUACUGGGCAUGCGCACAAACUUCGAAACAUAACCGCGAAACUGUUUUUUGUACAGGAUGAAGCCAGCUCGAGGUUCAUCAAGAGCAUCAACACAGGGUCCUAAAGGCGCAGGUCGAGAUGGGAAAAGAGUACAGCAAAAACGAUUGCCUCACGGUGAGCGUGCACAAGAUAAGUCGAGAAAGAAAGCACCUGCAGAGCCAAGAAAGGUGAGAGGUCAGGAGAAAUGGAAACCAUUGGACAAGUCCUCCAUCAUGUUCCUUGACAACCUGCUGAGUUUGUCAAUACUAUCUGUUCUCCCAAUUAAAAGAAAAGAAAAAGAGGAAACACAGAAGCACCUUAACUCAUUGAAAGACCAGUUCCUGGCUAAAUGUUCUCAACUCCCUGUGCCGCCUCAGAAACACGGAAACUUGAUGCACGUGUCCCAGCAGUUCCACAGAGAGAACCAGAAUGUCAAGCAUGGCAACAAAAAAAUCGAUGAAUUGCAGGAGAGCAGCCAGGCGGUGGUUAGCCAACUGGAGAAGCUGCAGGUAAAGAUGGAGCGUUUGGAGCAUGAGUGCAAGAUCAUGAGGAACAAACUGGAAGAAGAAGAGUUAAAUGCACAGAAGUUUAUUCAGCUGACUGAGCAAGCCGUUCUGCGCCUUCCUGCUUUACCACUUUAUCCUGAAGAUGAGCCCACGUUACAGGAGAAGAUCAUGAGAGCGGCGCCCGAUCCCAAAGCUGUCAUGAAGGCUCUUCAGAAAAGGAAGGUAACCGGGAAUGCAAAAGUUUUUUUGGAGUUGGCACAUAAGCAGAUGGAUCACCUGUGACUCACCCUGUAACUCCAGACAAUUGGAUCAGCGUUGUCUAAUUUCUUUUCUUUCUUUUUUUUUUUAAUGAGCAAAAAUUCUGUAACUGUUUUCUGACUUAAAAGAUUGGCGACUCAGUUGUAAAACGCCAUCCUUGCUUAUUGUUUAUUAUUGUUAAUCAUUAUACAUUUGCAAGACAUUUAUUUGUUUGACUAGUGUGGUUUAACUAAGCAUGUAUUUUGCUCCGUUUGGUUAAUAAUGGUUCUCAGAUUGUGCGUCAAGGAAGUUAAAAAUGAUUCUUAACGAUUGGAUCCUUUCACUGAAAUAAAUUAUGCUAAACAAUUUUCACAGUAUUGUGCAAGUUGUUUCAGUAUUUUAAUGAAAUUUGUGACAUCACAACAGAAGUAUAUCCUUUUAAUAAUGAAACACUUUAAAAUAGUCUUAACAUAACAUAACCUAACGUUGCGAGAUUUAGGCCUCGCCAGAUCUCAUCCUAAAGAGGCUGAUGCAGCGGUGCUUUAGUCCUCCGGUCUUUCCAGAUCGCUCACCUCCUCAUCUGUACACUCUGCUCGAACCAAAGCUCGUUCCAAAGCUUCAUCGAUCAUGCUAGUACCAUUGUCCUUGAUCAAAGCUAUUCAUGAUAUCUCAUAGAUAUGUCCACUAGUUUUACACUGGAUUUCAUUGAUGAAUGUCGCUGAGAAAUGUUGAGCAAGAAAAGAUGUUUUUUUUUUUUUUUUUUCCCCCACAAGCUAAAAUCAGUUAUAUAACUGUAUGCCUUCUCUUCAGUAGAUGUGCAGUUUGAGUUAACGUUUCUUUUAAGAAUAAAUUCAAUGAAUAAUUAAUAAUCAGCACUGAACAGUGACUCUCAGGAUUGAAGAGAGUGGUGGAAAUCUUAAUAGUUCACCAUUUGGUCCGUAUCUGCUUUCUGGUAUGGAACGAUAUGAACUUAAUAUUUGAGG
This is a messenger RNA of Ictalurus punctatus (channel catfish), 1780 nucleotides long. RefSeq names its product centromere protein Q (gene cenpq). The transcript is spliced from 9 exons. The record is from RefSeq and is a predicted model, not a curated record. Bases 93 to 842 code for a protein of 249 amino acids. Lineage: Eukaryota; Metazoa; Chordata; Actinopteri; Siluriformes; Ictaluridae.